Molecule: messenger RNA, 1140 nt
Organism: Symbiodinium pilosum
Lineage: Eukaryota; Dinophyceae; Suessiales; Symbiodiniaceae
Source: the annotation of a GenBank genome assembly
AUGUGUCUACAUCUAUCCGUGGCAGUCCUCAGCGGGCAGAGUGUCUCUAUUGAUAUGGACCCACAGAGCUCGGUGGAGGAUCUCCGGAAAGCAGCAGAAUCGGGACUCCAGACUUCCUUAGGCAUACUGGUUCGGCCAGGCGGUGCUGAAUUCCUGCGGGGAACAAGCUCGCUGCAAGAUGCUGGCAUUCAGGACGGUGAUGUCGUGGGAGCCUUCACAGCCAAGCCCAAGCUUCAGCUACAUUCCAACCGAUUGGCCCAUGCCAUUUGUGCCAUCCAAACGGAUGGCUCUGUCCUGGCUUGGGGUGAUGAAGACAGUGGGGGUGACAGCUCUGAUGUGCAAGAGGAGCUGGUGAAUGUUUGGGAUGUUAGGAUGACCGCAAGGGCCUGCGCAGCACUUCGACGUGACGGCACCGUGGUCACCUGGGGCUGCGAAGAACUAGGCGGAGACAGCAGUGAACUCGUAGAGGAGCUGCAAAACAUCCAGAGACUCUUUAGCACUGCCGGAGCUUUCGCCGCGAUACGUGCUGACAACAAAGUCAUCACUUGGGGCGACGAGGACUGGGGCGGCGAUUGUUCUGAGGUGCAGGACGACCUGGAGAACGUUAGCCAUAUCUGUGCCUCUGGUGCAGCUUUUGCUGCACUCAAAAAUGAUGGCUCCGUAAUCACUUGGGGCUCGGCCUGUCAUGGUGGCGAUAGCCAAAGUGUCCAAGAGCAGCUGAAGGAUGUAAAGAGCAUCUCUGCAACUUCCGCGGCAUUUGCAGCAGUUACAGGCAGCGGCAAGGUUGUUGUUUGGGGAGAUCCCCUGCUGGGCGGUGAUUCCAACAAAGUCCCAGCAGAUUUGAUCGGCGUGCAAAGAUUGGAGGCCACCGCAGGUGCAUUUGCUGCCAUCAAGUCUGACGGCAGCAUUGUUUGCUGGGGCCUUCCAGAGCUCGGUGGAACCGUAACUGAUGUUGCCGACGAGAUUCAGAAUUGCAGGGCGCUGAUCCCGUCUGGCAAUGCUUUCGCAGCAAUCACACCGGAAGGCCGUGUUGUCUGUUGGGGAGAUCCGGAAGCUUGCUUCAAAGACCGUGUCUGCGCACAGAGUGCACACAAUCACCAAAUGUACCUGGCUCACGACAAGUCAUCUCCAGCAAGCUGA